This is a messenger RNA of Lynx canadensis (Canada lynx), 3463 nucleotides long. RefSeq names its product Scm polycomb group protein homolog 1 (gene SCMH1). The coding region runs from base 469 to 2406 and encodes 645 amino acids. NCBI's taxonomy places the organism in Eukaryota, Metazoa, Chordata, Mammalia, Carnivora, Felidae. The record is from RefSeq and is a predicted model, not a curated record. Gene Ontology annotation, biological process: regulation of DNA-templated transcription. Gene Ontology annotation, molecular function: protein binding. The transcript is spliced from 17 exons. Gene Ontology annotation, cellular component: nucleus.
GCCCGCCCCCUUCGCGCGUCGGCUCGGGCUCCCUGCGCAGCGGAAACAUGGCGGCGGGAAGGGAGUGAGCCGCCCCGCGCCGCCGCUGCGCCCGCAGAUUUCUCCAUCUCACUAAGGAGGAACGGUUUCCUAUUUGAUAUAGCUGAUGGUACCAUGCAAAAAUCAGAUCUUCGGAAAGAUGGAGAAAUUAACAUACAGAGAAACUGACUUGUCAGAGGUCAGAGUAAGGUAUUGGUGGAUCCAGGGAUAAAUCCCAAACUUCUUAACUCCUUGACCAGUUUUAAGUCCAUUGACUAUGCAGCCUAGUGUGAUAGACUGGAAUGAUGUUAGGAAACACAAGUAUGGUCACCUUUCAGAGUCUGCAUCCCAAUAUCAAGAAGCUACUGACAUCCUGGAACUAGCAUCUAGUGCUUUUUGCAUGGUCCAAAAGGGCCCUGUGCUGCUCCACUGCAGAGGAAACUUCAAGAAAUGCUGGUUUGCUACAGUGUUUUAGCUUGUGAGAGUCUCUGGGACCUUCCCUGCACCAUCAUGGGGUCACCUCUAGGUCAUUUUACCUGGGACAAAUACCUAAAAGAAACAUGUUCAGUCCCAGCGCCUGUCCAUUGCUUCAAGCAGUCCUACACACCUCCAAGCAACGAGUUCAAGAUCAGCAUGAAAUUGGAAGCGCAGGACCCCAGGAAUACCACAUCCACGUGUAUUGCGACAGUAGUUGGACUGACAGGUGCCCGGCUCCGCCUUCGCCUUGAUGGCAGUGACAACAAGAAUGACUUCUGGCGGCUGGUUGACUCAUCUGAAAUCCAGCCUAUUGGGAACUGUGAGAAGAAUGGGGGUAUGCUGCAGCCCCCUCUGGGAUUUCGGCUGAAUGCCUCUUCUUGGCCCAUGUUCCUUUUGAAGACACUAAAUGGAGCAGAGAUGGCUCCCAUCAGGAUUUUCCACAAGGAACCACCCUCGCCUUCCCACAACUUCUUCAAAAUGGGAAUGAAGCUAGAAGCUGUGGACAGGAAGAACCCUCAUUUCAUUUGCCCAGCCACUAUUGGGGAGGUGCGGGGCUCAGAGGUGCUUGUCACUUUUGAUGGGUGGCGAGGGGCCUUUGACUACUGGUGCCGCUUCGACUCCCGGGACAUCUUCCCUGUGGGCUGGUGUUCCCUGACUGGAGACAACCUACAGCCACCUGGCACUAAAGUUGUGAUUCCAAAGAAUCCCUAUCCUGCAUCUGAUGUGAACACUGAGAAGCCCAGCAUCCACAGCAGCACCAAAACUAUCUUGGACCAUCAACCAGGGCAGAGGGGGCGUAAACCAGGAAAGAAGCGGGGCCGGACACCCAAGCCCCUAAUUCCCCACCCCAUCUCUACCCCAUCCAAGUCAGCUGAACCUUUGAAAUUCCCAAAGAAGAGGGGUCCCAAACCUGGCAGUAAGAGGAAACCUCGGACUUUGCUGAACCCACCACCCACCUCACCAACAACCAGCACCCCUGAACCGGACACCAGCACUGUACCCCAAGAUGCUGCCACCAUCCCCAGCUCAGCCAUGCAGGCCCCCACAGUUUGUAUUUACUUGAACAAGAAUGGCAGCACAGGCCCCCACUUAGAUAAGAAGAAGGUCCAGCUGCUUCCUGACCAUUUUGGGCCAGCCCGCGCCUCCGUGGUGUUGCAGCAGGCUGUCCAGGCUUGCAUCGACUGUGCUUAUCAUCAGAAAACCGUCUUCAGCUUCCUCAAACAGGGCCAUGGUGGUGAAGUGAUCUCAGCCGUGUUUGACCGCGAACAGCACACCCUCAACCUCCCGGCAGUCAACAGCAUCACCUACGUCCUCCGCUUCCUGGAGAAGCUCUGCCACAACCUUCGCAGUGACAAUCUGUUUGGCAGCCAACCCUUUACACAGACUCACUUGCCUCUCACCACCACCGAGUACAGCCACAGCCACAGCCACGACAGGUACCUACCAGGUGAAAGCUUUGUCCUGGGGAAUAGUCUGACCCGGUCCUUGGAACCACACUCAGACUCCAUGGACUCCGCCUUGACUCCCACCAACCUUGUCAGCAGCUCCCAAAACCUUCGAACCCACGGGUACCGGCCUCUGCUUCCAUCUUGUGGCCUCCCACUGAGUCCUGCCUCGGCUGUGCGCAGGCUGUGCUCCAGGGGGUCGGACCGAUACCUGGAAAGCCGGGAUGCCUCGCGACUGAGUGGCCGGGACCCCUCCUCGUGGACAGUAGAGGACGUGAUGCAGUUUGUCCGGGAAGCUGAUCCCCAGCUUGGACCCCACGCUGACCUCUUUCGCAAACACGAGAUCGAUGGCAAGGCCCUGCUUCUGCUGCGCAGCGACAUGAUGAUGAAGUACAUGGGGCUGAAGCUGGGGCCCGCGCUCAAGCUCUCCUUCCACAUUGACCGGCUGAAGCAGGGCAAGUUCUGAACCAGGAGACACCGCCCAGACAACUGCGGGGUCCUCCGGAAGGGGUCGACAUUCUUCUCCCCGGAAGGAGGGCCAACAGUCUGCUCCGGGCGCCUCAGUGGGGCUCAGGGCCGCCUCAGGACUCCAGGAGGCUGUGUGGAGCCACCACUGCUCCCCCUCCUGCCAUGAUACGUCCUUCCAUGAAGGACUGAGGAGGGGGGAGUGUGGGGCCCAGGGCUGGCGCUGCUCUUGCCCUCAGCCCUGCCUUGGCUCUGAGGCCCCUCUGUAUUUAUUUCUCAAGCCCGCUGGCCUUUCAGCGGGCGUUUAGACUGAACACCUUCCGGGUGAUGGAGGAAGGGGCUGACCUCUGAGGCCCCAGAAGACGGGGGCCCUGAAUUGACACUCGUGCCCAGUUCCCCUGCCACCUGCCGGGCCUGGUGUGGCACCCCAUUGCCCCACAGCUCCCGCCACCUCCUCACAAGAGCUCCAGACUCCAAACUCAUGGUGCAAACCUCUACCUUUUUUUAAAAAAGAUCUUUUCUUAUUGUUAAUUUAUUGUUUCUGGCACUCGGGCAAGCCCUCCGGUUCAUACUCCUCCCGCUCCAGACACCGGGUUUCAGGAGGUGAGAGACUGCCCCGCCCCGGUCCCAGAGAAGCAUGGGCUCUUCUCAGACCACAUCACCCUGGAGCGCUUGCUCUGUGGGGUGGACAGAUCCCUCAGGCCUUGACCGUGUACCCCUCAGCUUGGGGAGAAGAGAGUGUCUGCCACCUUCCCCUCCGCCUCCAGGGGCCCUCUGCAGCCCCAGGCCUCGUCUGUGGGAAUGGGAGUCCCCCGCCCACACCCUCCCCCACACAGCUCCCUGCCCUGGCCAGAACUGCUGCCGAAGAAGGUCAGGCCCCCGGAUUUUAGGCCACAAAGCCCGUAAGGCAGAUGGGAGGGAAGGGUCUCCCGGCUGGAGUCUGGUUGUCCCCUCUCCAUUAUCCAGAUGCUUCCUUUGUGAGCAGGUCAGCUGCGCCCGCUGCCAUCUGGACUUCUUUUAUGUCAAUUUGUUUAUAAAUAAAAACCAAUAUAGAUGCC